Messenger RNA from Acanthosepion pharaonis, 621 nucleotides. The record is from the annotation of a GenBank genome assembly. NCBI's taxonomy places the organism in Eukaryota, Metazoa, Mollusca, Cephalopoda, Sepiida, Sepiidae.
AUGGGGAACCACAUUGCAACUAUCAACAAAUCAAAGCACAAAGAGCAUAAAAUUCUGGAAUUUUACAAAGAUAGGAUUCCAAUCAAACCUGGAGGUGAAACAAUAGAAGACAUUUUAAAACAGUGGCAUGGCAAAUAUAAACUACUGGAAGAACAUGAUGGAUAUAUGCAAUGGUUAUUUCCUAGCCGUAAACAAAAAAGGAAUCCUAAUGUUGGUAUUCUCACUGCUUAUGAAGCAAAGGAAAUCCGUAAUACAAUUAUAUUGAAGAACAGAGCUUAUCGGGCUUUUUUGAUGAUGUUGGAUUUUUAUGGCAUGGAGAUGGUCGGCAAAAAUGAAUUUCAGCUGAAAUCCAAAUGGCUUGAGAGACUUGAUGACCUAAACAGAUACAAACACAACUUCAAGCGGAUAACAAGAAUUCUAAAGGCUCUUCGUGCUUUUGGUUACAAAGUAUUGAUGUAUCAUUGGCUGCGUUUUUUGGCACAACUGAUUUACCGUGAUGGGAAGCUGAUUGUUGCCAGUCAUAGUUUCCAAAAUUACUGGGUAAAAACACUUGGCAGAAAAUACAGAAAGAAGCUUUUGCGUUACAGACAAGAACUUUCUUCAAAAAAGUUUCCAUCAUGA